CUGAUUAUUUAUUAUUAAUCAUUUAAUGGCAAUGCUGAAAAUUAAUAUAGACACGCGAGAGAGUGGAACAACGCUAAUUAUAAUCGCCCAGUUCCACUCGGUUAUUUUUUUAUUGAUUGGCCGUGGUGCGUGAAUAACUUACCGCGUUUGUUCUAUCGAUUUUUUCGUGCUUGACCAGCCCAGUAAAUGAUAGCGUUAGUCGAACACGGAGUCUAUCGUUUGAACCUUCAGGCAAACGUUGUCGCGUCGAAGCGAAAAGAUUUGUAAAAAUUAAUAUAAAAGUGACAACAGUUAUUUUUUAAGAAUAAGUUUGUGCGCGAUUCGUCCGCAUUUUGUAGUCUUGAUUUAGGUAAGUAGAACAAGAGGAACAGGUGUCGACGCGAGCGCGAGAACCGGCUCGAAAAUAACGCAAGUAUUUUUUUGUGUUUUUUUUUAGACUACACGAGAACAAGUUGCUCUUUUGUCGAUCUGUCGUCGCACAUCUGAUCGCGCGCUUUAUUUAUAGAAACACGAGCGGUUAAAUUUUUAAUAUAUUCUCAUAUAUGUCACGCGGAGGCUAAAUAAUGCCACGGGACAGAUAUGACACGAUUGUACGAAUGUAACUUUGUAAACGACAGCGACAGUGACGUGAUCGAGUCGUACGAGUGUACAUCCGAAUAUUGUCUGUAUUGUCGUAAUUCGCAGUGCUGUCUAAUACUGCAACGGCGACCACCACGUCACCUCUGGGAGGCCUGGUACUUUUGGUUCGGCGUUGCUUUGCUCGCUGUUUUCCUAAUUUCUUCGGUGAGCAGCUACAUAGUCAGUAAUCACAGACGUAAUAUUCAAGGUACAAUUCCGAUCGGGCAAAAUAGCCAGAAUGUCGACGAUAAUAGGCGGAAUGACCGGGAGAUCAAUCAGCCGAGAAAUAAUCAAGAUAAUCAGAUAUCUAUAAGCGUGAUCUCCUCGACGUUCUUGCCGCAAAGAAAGAUGUUGAUAAUCGAUGCGCAGCCGAGCAUCAUGCAUAUGACACCCGUCGUUGCGUAACAAAGCGCCACUUUGCCGGUUGCGAGACCGAAAGACUUGGGGAAAACGUGACGUUCUCUCUUCGCGCAACGCUUAUAUAUCUCUCGCAACACGAUAAUACGUGCCACCGGCACGCAUAUAAUCGCUACGUCUUCUCGUCUCUUCGGUGAAAACGUCGUAGUCUCGCUCUAUUACGGAGACUCACGCAACACUUAACUCUCGAAUGUACUUAUUUAUUUUUUCGCUCACGUGUAACAGCCGGUAGUAGCUCUCUGGCUGUAAAAUGCGCCACGAACAUGAAGAAUACUUCCGAUAUAGACGCGAGAGAAACUUUAUUUUUCGAGGUAAUGAAUAUUUAUUUUUUUAUAUGAAAAUUCAUGUCAAUUUGCGGAUCGAAUAAAUCUCACUCUAUUUUUUGAACAUGAUAAAGUGCUCAAGAAUUUUAUCGAAGCGCCUUAACUUCGGACAAACUUUACAACAUAUAUAUAAUUUUGACAAGUAUUUUCGGUAUUUAUUUUUAUCUGAUAUAUUUCGAUAAUUUUCAAUUAAUUUUCUCUCAUAUACGCAAAAAUAUGAACACAACUUUCCUACAACAGAAAAAUCGUAAAUUGAACGAAAAUAUUGAUAACUCCGAACGUUCGAUAAUGAAACAUUCAGCUUGGAGAAUAAUUUUUUUUAAACGUCGCCGUUUCAAGAAUCAUCGAUUAACCGUAAUCACUUUCCAUUAGCUCCGAUGAAAGUGGCGGCUCCGACUCAUUCAUGUCGUUGACGAUAAUCUGCCGAUCAAAUUCACGCAAAGAUGUAACGACUCGCACGCAGCGUGCGUAUAUAUGUAUAUGUAUAUGUAUGUGUGUGUAUAUAUAUGUGCGUGAAAGUAACGACAAUCUUUCUCGAAGUUAUUACGGCAGAAUUAUAGGCCUCGGGCCCGCGAGCUCUCGCCGUGAUUUCGCCCGAUCGAUUUAAACGAUCAACGCGCGUAUAUAUAUAUACAAUAUAUAUGAGUAUCUACGCCGACGAGUGUUGCCGAAGAAAGAAUAUAUAUAUUCUUUCUUCGGCAACAUCUCGUCGGCGUAGAUACUCUCAGAGAACGGCGAUAAUCAGAGGAUAACGACGCAGCCUCGCGCAAACCUGGCAGCAACAACCUGCUCGAAAACUCGUUCUUCGCAACUGGGCGCAAUUCUCCGAUAAUUAAGAGGAUGCCCGUGCUCCGGAUUAUUGUGUCCUAGGGACGAGAGGACGAGAGAGCAGAGUGAGCAGAGGCUAAUUAAAAAGGACGGUCCAGCUCAAGAUGAUAGUUUCUUGCGCGAGCGAUAUUAAGGAGAGUUCGUUCUUUCAGCGAAGACUUUUGACAUUUACGCGAAUUGUUACUUCAUUUCAUUAAUUUAUACGUGAAGAAUUGAGAAAAAACUUGGCGCGAUUAUUUCGCUUUCAAAUUUGUACAUUUUUGCGAUUUCUUAUUGUAGUAUUUUCCAAUAAUGUUUUAUUAGGAAAAUAUGAAAAUUAU
Molecule: messenger RNA, 2506 nt
Organism: Nylanderia fulva
Lineage: Eukaryota; Metazoa; Arthropoda; Insecta; Hymenoptera; Formicidae
Source: RefSeq, a predicted model, not a curated record